UGAGGUGAUAGAUUUGCCUUGUUAUGGUUUAGGGCUCACAAUGCUUCAAUGAUCUCUGCACAGGGGAGAUUUUCAAAGCCUGGGCCCAAGGUUAUGCUACUGGUAGUGGAGAGAAAGGGUGCAGAACUUCCCAUUUGGCAGAACUCCCAAGAUAAGUAGGAAACUAACAAAGUCAACUCAUUAACUGCAAAAAUCACAGCCUCACCCGCUUGUGAUGGUGUCUCCGGCGAUUGCCCUGGCCUUCCUCCCCUUCAUUGUCACCCUGCUGAUCCGGUACCGGCACUACCUGAUGCUGCUGUACCGGGCAGUGCUGGUGCCCUGGCUGCGGGAUCGGCUCACUGGCACCUCGCGGGAGCAGCAUGCCUUCCAGUACCUGCUGACACAUGCCAUCCCUGGGGACCCCCACCACAUCCUCCAGACCUUCGAUCACUGGUGCUACCACUGUGAGCACCUCAGCUGUGCACAUGCCGUGUCAGGGCGGAUCGUGGAGCGGGUGCUGUCGGAGCAGGCACCACUGCGGGUGCUGGAGCUGGGCACAUACUGUGGCUAUGGCACCGUGCUGCUGGCACAGGGGCUGCCCCCAGGAGCCCGUCUCUACACCAUCGAGGGGGACCCCCAACACGCUGCCGUGGCCGAGAAGGUCAUCCGCCUGGCCGGCUUCAGCGAGCAGACGGUGGAGCUGAUUGUGGGCCCCUCGGAGGAGGUGAUACCCCGCCUGCGGGAGAAGCACGGCCUGAUGAAUGCCAACUUGGUCUUCAUGGAUCACUGGAAACGCUGCUACCUGCGGGACCUACAGUUGCUGGAGAGCCACCAGCUGCUGGCUGAGGGGGCCACCAUCCUGGCUGAUAAUGUCCUCUUCCCUGGGGCACCCCAUUUCCUGCAGUACGCCAAGACCUGCGGCAAAUACCACUGCAAGGUGCACCGCGCCAGGCUGGAGUACUUCCGUGGCAUUCCUGACGGUAUCGCUGAGCUCCGCUACACCGGUACCCACUGAGCGGGCGGCAAGCCUCGGCCUUGCGGUGGCCACGGUUAUCACGGGAGUUACGGGUCCCCAGCCCCCUGCCUUGGCCUCAACAUGCUCUCUGGAGGAAAUGCAGUGGCUGCUGUGAUCUGUGGUGGGGCACAGUGGGUAAUGACGGGGCUCAUUCCCUGCAGUGCUCCUGCAGUGCACAGGGAGGUCUGCCAGGCAAACCAGUGGAUGGUGGGGAGCAGCCCUACACUUGCCUGGGUGGUAACCCCUGCUGCCCUGGUGGCCUCAGACAC
Hirundo rustica (Barn swallow) is the source of this 1263-nucleotide messenger RNA. RefSeq names its product transmembrane O-methyltransferase homolog. Lineage: Eukaryota; Metazoa; Chordata; Aves; Passeriformes; Hirundinidae. Gene Ontology annotation, molecular function: catechol O-methyltransferase activity. The coding region runs from base 215 to 994 and encodes 259 amino acids. The record is from RefSeq and is a predicted model, not a curated record. Gene Ontology annotation, biological process: dopamine metabolic process; developmental process; catecholamine catabolic process. The transcript has 3 exons.